AUGAAAAAGCAGUUCAAUCCUAAGAAGAUCGGAGCCGUUGGAUACUGCUUUGGCGCUAAAUACGUCACCAGAUUAUUGGAUGGCCGCAUCGAUGCUGGAUACAACGCGCACCCAUCAUUCGUAACCAUUGAAGAGGUUGCCGCCAUCAAGAAGCCUCUCUCAAUUGCCGCAGCUCAAACCGACACCAUAUUCACCACAGAGCUACGCCAUCAAUCAGAGGCGAAGUUGAUCGAGAUUGGCGCAACUUUCCAGAUCAACUUGUAUGGUGGUGUUGAGCACGGAUUUGCCGCGAGGGGUGAUAUGAAGAACCCUAUCCACAAAUUCGCAAAGGAACAGGCGUUCAUGCAGGCCGUUGCUUGGUUCAAUGAGUAUUUAAACUAA
Messenger RNA from Morchella importuna, 381 nucleotides. RefSeq lists its product as uncharacterized. The coding region runs from base 1 to 381 and encodes 126 amino acids. The transcript is spliced from 4 exons. Gene Ontology annotation, molecular function: hydrolase activity. The record is from RefSeq and is a predicted model, not a curated record. Lineage: Eukaryota; Fungi; Ascomycota; Pezizomycetes; Pezizales; Morchellaceae.